AAUGGGCUCGGCGCAAGACGCGCGCUCGUCGUCGGCACCAGCGGCUACCCGCUCUUCAUCCUCGCCAACCUCGUCCCGACAUGGUAUACCAUGGUACCAGCUUCACUGUACCUGGGUUUUACUGCGUCCCUCAUUUGGGUUGGACAGGGCACCUAUCUUUCUUCUGCCGCCCUAAGUCAUGCAAGAGAAAAUAGCUUGCCCGAGGGUCAAACCUUAGGAAACUUUAAUGGAGAGUUCUCGGGAGCCUACGCUAGCACUCAGGUCAUUGGGAAUUUGAUCUCGCUUGCUCUUCUCAGAAAUGGAAAGGAUGGGGGAAGUGUGACAGGCAAAUAUCUUCUGUUUGUUGUGUUCCUUGGCUGCAUGAUUAUCGGAAUCGUGUUGAUGUGUUUACUGUCCAAAAGGGAUGAGAAACGCCACAAUGAUUCGACGCACUCCUCAUUUGGAGCUAUGUUGAAGUAUAUCGUUGCCCCUCUCAAGGACCAAAAGAUGAUUCUCUUGAUUCCGCUUAUCGCAUAUUCAGGUUUACAACAGGCAUUUGUAUGGGCUGUAUUCACAAAGAGUAUCGUGAGCCCCGUGCUUGGCAUAUCUGGAGUUGGUGGCGCCAUGGCAAUUUACGGUGCAUCUGAUGCAGUUUGUUCAUUGGUUGCUGGGCGUUUUAUCUCCGGGCUCCAUUCAGCUACAUUAAUAGUCUCAGUUGGAGCCAUUCUUCAGGCCGCGGUCCUGUUCUGGCUACUUCUUUUCUACAGUCCAAUGGAGGGGCUAGUUAGUGCAGCGGUUCCAUUAUUUAUAGGUGCCUUAUGGGGUGUUGGUGACGGAGUCUUGAAUACACAGUUGAACGCAUUACUUGGAUUGCUGUUCAAGGAUGUCAAGGAGGCAGCUUUUGCACAGUUGAUGGUUUGGCAAUCAGGUGCCAUGGCAGUCAUCUUCUUCUUGAGCCCAAGUAUCACACUGCAUGCCAUGCUUAUCUUGAUGGCCACGGCCCUGUUCAUCUCUUUUGGCUCGUUCCUGUUACUUACCCUUGUCGGUGUCGAGAAGCCAUCAACCAUGAGAGUGUGA
Messenger RNA from Lolium rigidum, 1056 nucleotides. Its product is annotated as UNC93-like protein 3. The record is from RefSeq and is a predicted model, not a curated record. The annotation marks the transcript as partial. NCBI's taxonomy places the organism in Eukaryota, Viridiplantae, Streptophyta, Magnoliopsida, Poales, Poaceae. The transcript has 9 exons.